Molecule: messenger RNA, 357 nt
Organism: Acaulospora morrowiae
Lineage: Eukaryota; Fungi; Glomeromycota; Glomeromycetes; Diversisporales; Acaulosporaceae
Source: the annotation of a GenBank genome assembly
AUGUCUAUUUCACAAUCUGCUCUUCUACUCCAAAAACAACUCAAAGGUUUAAUUCUUAAACUAGAAUUAUCUAAACAUCCGGUAGAAGGUUUUUCGGCUGGUCUUGCUGACGUUGAUAAUAUUUACGAGUGGGAAAUUAUGAUCAUGGGUCCGCCUGACACUUUAUAUGAAGGCGGUUUCUUCAAAGCCAGGAUGACUUUCCCACAGGAAUACCCUUUGAUGCCACCAAGGUUGAAAUUUAUUUCUGAAAUGUGGCAUCCAAAUGUAUAUCCUGAUGGUGAAGUGUGCAUAUCGAUUCUACAUCCACCGGGUGAAGACAAGUACGGUUAUGAAGAUGCAGGUGAAAGAUGGAUGCCU